GAAGGAGAAGACGGGCCUGAGGUGAAAUAAAAAACAGUCUGAAAGGCGGGAAGGCCUCAGCGGCGUCCCCUCAGUCCUCCCGAUGGGCUUGCUGGGCGAAGUGGCGCGGGGCUUGGUGCGCGGCGCCGACCGCACGGCGGCCUGGACCAGCAAGCGGGGCCCGCGGACUUUCUACAAGAGCCGCGGCGCCAAGGACGCGGGCUACAUCACCUCCAACCGCAAGUUCGUGCUGGUGCGGGAGAUGGUGCCGCGGCUGGUGGUGCCGGACCUGCGCGGCUUCCGGCUUAAGCCUUACGUCUCCUACCGGGCCCCCGCCGGCAUCGAGCCGCCCCUCACCGCCCGCGCCCUCUUCCGAGAGACCGCCGCCCCCCUCAUCGAGAAGGACGUCAAGGCCGGCGCCUUCGACCCGCAGCGCCUGGAGAAGUACGGCUUCGAGCCCAGCCAGGAGGGCAAGCUCUUCUCGCUCUUCCCCAAGAACUUCGUGCGCUAACGACGGGGAGGCAGGAGGGACCCGGGGCGAGGCGUUGCCCGAGGAAAGGGAAAGAAUCGCCACGGGACAUGACGCUUAUUAAGCCCCCCCACUCCCCCCCAAAAAAGGACUGGAAAGAGAGAAAAGAAACGGCCGCACCGGUUUUUGGAAGCACCUAAAAAUAGCAGUAAUGAAAAGAAAAAAAGAAAUGGCCACACUGGUUUUUGGAAGCACCUAAAAAAUAGCAGUAAUGGAAAGAGAGAAAAGAAACGGCCGCACCGGUUUUUGGAAGCACCUAAAAAUAGCAGUAAUGAAAAGAAAAAAAGAAAUGGCCACACUGGUUUUUGGAAGCACCUAAAAAAUAGCAGUAAUGGAAAGAGAGAAAAGAAAUGGCCGCACCGGUUUUUGGAAGCACCUAAAAAUAGCAGUAAUGAAAAGAAAAAAAGAAAUGGCCACACUGGUUUUUGGAAGCACCUAAAAAAAAGCAGUAAUGGAAAGAGAGAAAAGAAACAGUCACACCGGUUUUUGGAAGCACCUAAAAAAAAGCAGUAAUGGAAAGAGAGAAAAGAAACGGCCACACCGGAUUUUGGAAGCACCUAAAAAAUAGCAGUAAUGGAAAGAGAGUAAAGAAAUGGCCGCACCGGUUUUUGGAAGCACCUAAAAAAAGCAGUAAUGGAAAGAAAAAAAAAGAAAUGGCCACACCGGUUUUUGGAAGCACCUAAAAAAUAGCAGGAAUGGAAAGAGAAAAGAAACGGCCACACCGGUUUUUGGAAGCACCUAAAAAAUUGCAGUAAUGGAAAGAGAGAAAAGAAAUGGCCGCACCGGUUUUUGGAAGCACCUAAAAAAAGCAGUAAUGGAAAGAAAAAAAAAGAAACAGCCACACCGGAUUUUGGAAGCACCUAAAAAAAGCAGUAAUGGAAAGAGAGAAAAGAAACGGCUUUAGGAUUGUUUGUGAAGCACAUUUUUUUAAAAAAAAGCAGUAGUGGAAAAGGGAAAAAAUUAUGACCCAAAAGGAUUAUUCAGCACCCAAAAGGACAUUGGUGGAGAAACUCACCCCUCAGAAUAAUAUCCAAGCAAGAAAAGAGAACAGAAAAACUUGUUCGUGAGAGAAAGAAAAUCCAUCUGGUGUAAGAAGUCGACUCAAAGAUCAACCCCCAAAAUGUGAUGAUAAGACGUAAUACCGGCAAAAGGCAAGGCUGAGGUCUGAGAUUCAAGGAGGCUUCAAGGAAGAGGCUCGUGAGACAUCCAGACUUCUGGGCGAGCAAAAGGAGAAAUUGAGGGCAAAGAGAGCAAAAAAGAAUCGGUGCUUGGAAAGUGGGGAAUACUUCAGAUCUUGUGUCCUCCGGCAGUUUGGAGAUUCUUCUGUGGAGUCAAAAGGCUUUUUAAGGGGAUGGGUAGCGAGGCACAUUGGUGUAUGUUUCUCUCCUAGCUUUGUUCGUAGGAAGUUGUUGGCAUGCUAUCCUGGCAAGCAAUUCUGCUAGAUGUUCAGAAAACUUGCCAUUUUGUGAGGUCUGGCACAGCGAACACGGACGGGCAUUCAAGACUCUGAGGAAGUGGCCCGCAAUCUCUGCUCGCAUGUUUGUUAAAAUAAUAAAGUGGCAGAUUUUUAGAUAUUAA
Molecule: messenger RNA, 2086 nt
Organism: Elgaria multicarinata webbii
Lineage: Eukaryota; Metazoa; Chordata; Lepidosauria; Squamata; Anguidae
Gene: MRPL41
Product: mitochondrial ribosomal protein L41
Exons: 1
Coding region: 83-490 (135 amino acids)
Biological process (GO): translation
Cellular component (GO): mitochondrial large ribosomal subunit
Molecular function (GO): structural constituent of ribosome
Source: RefSeq, a predicted model, not a curated record